AAAAACAGAGUGAAAAUUCUUGGAUUAAAACAGAAAAAUGGAAAGCACAACAGAAGCCAAAAUGCAAGUGGCAGAUGCCACUGCCACAAAGAUGGAGAAGGUGGACACUAUCAUUGACAUUCCCGCUGCCGUCGUCACUGCCUGCCACUCUUCAUCCUCGUCCUCGUCGGCGUCCUCCUCCUAUGACACUGACUGCAGCACGGCCAGCAGUACCUGCUGCACGCGACAGGGCGAACAUAUCUACAUGCAGAGAGAGGCACUAACCAUGCCCAUGUCCUGCCCUGCUGCUGCCACAACUUUGGAUGCAUCUGGGGAUGAUAUGGGACUGCUGAAGUACGAGCAUCGCAAGCACUGGCCCUGGUUUAUCCUCGUAAUCUCCAUCAUUGAGAUUGCAAUCUUUGCCUAUGAUCGCUAUACCAUGCCUGCCCAGAACUUUGGUCUGCCCGUGCCAAUUCCCAGCGAUUCGGUGCUUGUGUAUCGACCCGAUCGUCGCCUCCAGGUGUGGCGCUUCUUCAGCUACAUGUUCCUGCACGCGAACUGGUUCCAUUUGGGCUUCAACAUCAUCAUUCAGCUGUUCUUUGGCAUUCCCCUGGAGGUGAUGCACGGCACGGCGCGCAUUGGUGUCAUCUAUUUGGCCGGCGUCUUUGCGGGCUCCCUUGGGACGAGUGUCGUCGAUUCGGAGGUGUUUCUGGUGGGCGCCAGUGGUGGCGUCUACGCGUUGUUGGCCGCCCAUUUGGCCAACAUCACCCUGAACUAUGCGCACAUGAAGUCUGCGUCCACACAACUCGGUUCGGUGGUUAUUUUUGUUUCCUGCGAUUUGGGUUAUGCUCUCUACACUCAAUACUUUGAUGGCGGCGAUGCCACAAGCUCGGCAUCCUCGGCCUUCGCCAAGGGACCACAGGUCUCGUACAUUGCACAUCUGACGGGCGCUCUGGCUGGCCUCACCAUUGGCUUUCUGGUGCUCAAGAAUUUCGGGCAUCGGGAGUACGAGCAGCUCAUCUGGUGGCUGGCCCUCGGUGUCUACUGUGCCUUCACCGUCUUUGCGAUUGUAUUUAAUCUGAUCAACACCGUCACGGCACAACUGAUGGAGGAGCAGGGAGAGGUCAUUACACAGCACCUGCUCCAUGACUUGGGUGUUUCCUAAGCAGCAAAGGGACUAGAGUGUGGCUGGGUUGGAUCAUCCUCAACAUCAGUGGAUCCUUAGCAGAGAGACCUAUAGACACACCCGGUAGAUACGAAGACAGAGCAGAGAGGAGACGGUUCCAGAGAGACUAAAGUUCACUCAACGAUUUUUAGUUCAAAACUAAAUUCGAAAUUCGUUUGAAUUUUCAACCAUUUUUUCUUGGCGAUUUGCAAUCGACUCGUUUUCGAUUUGCAAUUAUCGUUAAUUGUCAUCGAUUUACACUUAUCGUUAAUCGUUAUCGUUUUCUAGUUACCGUUAACGGUCAACCCAUUGGCUUGUUUCAUUUUCCGCGUUUCAUUUUCAUAUAUUAAACAAAAAACAAAAAAAAAACUGCGAAAAUAAAACAGAAAAAUUAAUAACAAAAGAAGAAGAAAGAAAAAAAAGCGAAAGCCGAAAAACGUGUAAACAAAAUGUUGUGAUAGAACCAAAGACUGAAUUUAUUUCGCGUGUAAAAAUACAAAAACUAAAACAAAACGAAGAAAAUGGAAGAAAGA
Drosophila guanche is the source of this 1677-nucleotide messenger RNA. RefSeq names its product protein rhomboid. Lineage: Eukaryota; Metazoa; Arthropoda; Insecta; Diptera; Drosophilidae. Bases 38 to 1144 code for a protein of 368 amino acids. Gene Ontology annotation, molecular function: serine-type endopeptidase activity. The record is from RefSeq and is a predicted model, not a curated record. The transcript is spliced from 3 exons. Gene Ontology annotation, cellular component: membrane.